GGGCCACCCCCUGGCCAUGGUCCAGGACACUGUCAUGGGGGACAUAACCCUCCAGGACAUGGUGGUCCAUCCCAUGGCCAUGGCCCAGGACACUGUCAUGGGGGACAUCACCCUCCAGGACAUGAUGGCCCAUCCCAUGGCCAUGGCCCAGGGCACUGUCAUGGGGGACAUCACCCUCCAGGACAUGGUGGCCCAUCCCAUGGUCAUGGCCCAGGACACUGUGGGUCUCACUCUGGUCCACGUCAUUGAGAAAUCAGAAGAAACGAAGGCACAAGAUGAGGAGUCUGCAUGGAAUCCCCAGAUGACCUGGCACUGGGUCUAAACCAGAAUUUUCCCUUGCAAAUAAAUAGCCUCCUGGAGGCCA
Messenger RNA from Mastomys coucha (southern multimammate mouse), 364 nucleotides. RefSeq lists its product as uncharacterized. The record is from RefSeq and is a predicted model, not a curated record. Bases 17 to 322 code for a protein of 101 amino acids. The transcript is spliced from 2 exons. NCBI's taxonomy places the organism in Eukaryota, Metazoa, Chordata, Mammalia, Rodentia, Muridae.